Molecule: messenger RNA, 1516 nt
Organism: Pieris napi
Lineage: Eukaryota; Metazoa; Arthropoda; Insecta; Lepidoptera; Pieridae
Gene: AgmNAT
Exons: 6
Coding region: 599-1333 (244 amino acids)
Molecular function (GO): N-acetyltransferase activity
Source: RefSeq, a predicted model, not a curated record
CAAGUAUUAUGUGUACAAGUACAGCACGUUAUCUUCGCUGUCCAGUAUGAUGGCGAGUUGUUAUUACUUAUUACUGGUUGAGUUCGGUCAAGGUGACGCAUACGGCAUACCCAGUAAAUCGGCGUUCGCGCAUAAAUGUCCAUUGUAAUUUCAAGUUUUACGAUGAGUAGAAAAGUAGGGCCGCAGUUUUACGAAAACAUUCUUAAUAACCACCACCGAAUGUACGAAACUAGCUAUUUCUAAAAUGUUUGCAUUUUCAGAAACGUUGACGACAAGCUCAACAAAAUCCAGAAUCCAUGUUACAAUAUUUUGAUACUUGAUGUCGGGGUAGGAAGUUUAAAAUGAUCAAAAGUGAUCGGUUGUUCAGACAUAAUCGCGGGCAACUGUUAGUAAAUGCCCGAUACGUACAAUGGAAACUUACAUACUCAUAUAAAUAGCCAAUACACAUUAAAGCACUUUACGUAAUUCUUAUCGAAACGAGAUAAAGUCGCUUUUGAGAUAACACACACGUAUUGUAUCCAAUAGAAGUUUGUAGAUAAUUUGCAUUUGUUUAGUCGAUCAGUGUAUUGCCAUUAAAUUAGUGAUUCGGUGCUAUUUCAUGAGGAUGAAUUGGAAGCGACCUGCGUCGUUUCCAGUGGGACAAGUGUGGAGCAGGUUUCAGGGAAGAGAGAGAGAUGGGAAACCAGCUUGUAUGUACCAAAUUCGUGACAUGGAUGAACGGUGGCGGAAGCAGUGUCUGGACAUGAUGCAGAAGACAUUUAUUGAUGAUGAACCACUGUGUCAAAUAUUGGAGAUCGAGAAGGAUCCAGCUUCUAUACAAACGAUCAGGUCCAACUGGGAAGAUAUAGCAGACCAAGGUCUCUGCAUUGCAUGCUUUACCGAGGAGCUAGGACAGCCUAAAGACCUGGUGGGUUUUAACAUAUUGUUGGUGAAGAGCCGGGAAGAUGCUGAGGAGAAUUUAGAUACUAUAAAGGGUGAGCAAUGGAAGAAACUGCUGAGGACCCUGACAGUGGCCGAACAGCUUGUGGACGUUUUUGACUUGUACAAGGUAGACCAGAUCUUAACUUCCAGUGGAUUGACGGUCCUACCUGGGCACCGGGGACAGAACAUAGGCGCCAGGAUCAUUGCGGUUAGAGAGCAAAUAUGCAAGACGUUCAACAUUUAUGGCGUAGCAACGGUUUUCACAGCGAUCACCUCACAAGUUCUGGCGGCCAAAUGUGGCUAUCGUACCCUGGCUGAGUUAAACUAUGAAGACAUGAAACCGUACGGGAUAGACCUCACCGGAUGCACAACUAAAAGCGCGAAAUUAAUGGGAAUCAAGUAUACAUUUUAGAGCAAUAAUUACGAAAAAGUUCCUUUUUCUUGUAUUUACGUUACUGUAAUAAGUGUAUGCUAAGUUUUACAUUUAGAAUAAAAGAAUGCAAAAUACAGUGAACGAUCAUCGACAGUUUUUAAAUAUUAAUUAUUAGUUAAUUUUAUAAUACGUAUGCCAUUAAAUUAAAAAAAAAAUUUUUUA